CCACUUCCAAAGUACCUGUUGAAUCUUCUGUGCAGCUGUCGGUUUCAUCUAGGGAAAUUCUUUGCUAAAAUCUUUAAGGGGAUUUAAGAAUGCCAAGCUGCAGCUGCUUGCGACCAGAAACUGACUCCGAGGAUGAAGAGAGACCACCCCGUCGGACCAGUGAAGCAUCCGAUGAAGAGCAUAAAAAACAGCAACAGGCCAAAGUGGAUGGCGAUGGGGUUAUUAUUGCUGCAGCCAUAGGUGCAAACAAAGUCCAAUCCAACCAUCGAGAGCGGGAGAGGGAACGCCACAAUCUGAGAGAACGUGAGCGCAAGAGGGAAACAGAGAGGCAGCGGGAGAGAGAGCGCAACUCUGAGAGGGAAAGGGAAAGGAAGAGACAAAGAGACAGGCAGAAGCAAACCGAAAAACAAAGGCAAAGACAGGCUGACAAACAGCGUCAAAAGAAGAGGAAUAAGUAGGAGUUGCUAAACCAAAACCAUCCAACUGUUAAGUAGAUUCCAAAAAAAGAAAUGUGAAUGCAG
Molecule: messenger RNA, 521 nt
Organism: Spea bombifrons (plains spadefoot toad)
Lineage: Eukaryota; Metazoa; Chordata; Amphibia; Anura; Pelobatidae
Exons: 2
Coding region: 90-458 (122 amino acids)
Source: RefSeq, a predicted model, not a curated record